Saimiri boliviensis boliviensis (Bolivian squirrel monkey) is the source of this 1065-nucleotide messenger RNA. The record is from RefSeq and is a predicted model, not a curated record. NCBI's taxonomy places the organism in Eukaryota, Metazoa, Chordata, Mammalia, Primates, Cebidae.
CUGGCCCUGGAUGAGGCCGACUGCAUGACUGACAUGGGCUUCGAGGGCGACAUCCGCACCAUCUUUUCAUACUUCAAGGGCCAGCGGCAGACCCUGCUCUUCAGUGCCACCAUGCCGAAGAAGAUUCAGAACUUUGCUAAGAGUGCCCUUGUAAAGCCUGUUACCAUCAACGUGGGGCGCGCUGGGGCUGCCAGCCUGGAUGUCAUCCAGGAGGUGGAAUAUGUGAAGGAGGAGGCCAAGAUGGUGUACCUGCUUGAGUGCCUGCAGAAGACACCCCCACCUGUGCUCAUCUUUGCGGAGAAGAAGGCAGAUGUGGACGCCAUCCACGAGUACCUGCUGCUCAAGGGGGUUGAGGCCGUAGCCAUCCAUGGGGGCAAAGACCAAGAGGAAUGGACUAAGGCCAUCGAGGCAUUCCGGGAGGGCAAGAAGGAUGUCCUAGUAGCCACAGAUGUUGCCUCCAAGGGCCUGGACUUCCCUGCCAUCCAGCACGUCAUCAAUUAUGAUAUGCCAGAGGAGAUUGAGAACUAUGUACACCGGAUUGGCCGCACCGGGCGCUCAGGAAACACAGGCAUCACUACCACCUUCAUCAACAAAGCCUGUGAUGAGUCAGUGCUGAUGGACCUCAAAGCCCUGCUGCUGGAAGCCAAGCAGAAGGUGCCACCCGUGCUGCAGGUGCUGCACUGUGGGGAUGAGUCUAUGCUGGAAAUCGGAGGAGAGCGCGGCUGUGCCUUCUGCGGGGGCCUGGGCCAUCGGAUCACCGACUGCCCCAAACUUGAGGCUAUGCAGACCAAGCAGGUCAGCAACAUCGGCCGCAAGGACUACCUGGCCCACAGCUCCAUGGACUUCUGAGCCAACAGUCUUCCUUCCUCUCCAGGAGGCCUCAGUCCCCAGGACUGCAGCCACUCUAUGCACACACAGCAGCCCCCUGGACAGAACCAGCAUCCUCAGCCCAGCUGGCCUGGGCUGGGCCAGGCUAGGCCUGGCUGCCUGUUCCCUGUGCCCCUCAGAAUUACUAUUUUUGUGCCCUUUCACCCCAGCUGCCAUUAAAGCACAAACCUCGAUCCC